UCAAUAUCCUGCCUUGGAACCAACACUUCCUUCUCGCAUUCUUCCGAAUUCAUUAACAAAUUCUCCUCUUUUCACCAAAAGGGAGAUAUGGCAGUCACUUGCUUCACCCAAGAGUUUACGACUACUGUGGCUCCAUCGAGGAUGUUCAAGGCACUGAUCCUCGACUCCCACAAUCUCAUUCCCAAGAUUGCUCCCCAAGGUAUCAAGAGCAUCGAGUUUGUGGAAGGGGAUGGUGCUGCUGGUAGCAUCAAGCAAACCAACUUCGCAGAUGGCGGACACCUGAAGUGGUUGAAGCACAGGAUCGACGCAGUUGAUGUAGAGAAGCUUUCAUGCAAGUACACUCUUAUCGAGAGCGACAUUGCAUUUGACAAGAUCGAGUCGGUGGUGUACGAGGUGAAAUUCGAAGCUUCUAGUGACGGUGGGUGUGUCUGCAAGAUGACGAGCGAGUACCACGUCAAGGCAGGUGUGGAGCUGAAGGAGGAGGGCAUUAAACAGGGCAAGGACAAGGCCAUGGGACUCUUCAAGGUUGUCGAGGAAUACCUUCACGCCAACCCUGACGUCUAUGCUUAAAUGAGCAUAUUUCUAGUUUUUCCUUGCUCGAAUUCGUGUCAUGUCGUUCCCUAUAUUGAAUUUUCUUCAUUUUUGGAUGUUUUCAAUAUUUGUUGCUUGAUACUUGAGAUUAAUGUAGGGAUGAGCCAAGAAAUAAAUAAGAAAAUUUCUUGAUCUCUUAGUUACACCGUCCAGCAUUAAAAAAACAUUUUUCCUUUCAGUCGCAAGAUUUAAAAGCUUUUUGCUCGAUCUUGCUCUCAAGUACACAACGUACUUACCUUUUUGUAGAUGAGACAAGUUAUGCGAAUCCUCUGCUUGUUAACUUUUC
Punica granatum (pomegranate) is the source of this 877-nucleotide messenger RNA. The record is from RefSeq and is a predicted model, not a curated record. NCBI's taxonomy places the organism in Eukaryota, Viridiplantae, Streptophyta, Magnoliopsida, Myrtales, Lythraceae.